AUGGAUACACUCCAGCACCUCUCUCCGCCCAAGUGUGUGCUCCUCGCCAUACGCUAUGCCUCCGAUGCCAACAUACCUGCCCUUCGAGCCGUCGUUCGCGCACGUCAUACCGACCUGAGUACCCCCCUCGUCCUGCGCAUCAUCCUCACAUACCUCCCCGAGAGCAUUGAUCCCUCCGCCUAUGUCCCGCUCUGCUCAGAGUUGAUAUCCGGCCAGUUCGACACCGACUCCACCGCCGGGGACCUUGACUUCUCGGCGUUGAAUGGCGUCUCCGACAAAAAAGCACGAUCCAAGGUUAACAAGGCUCAACUGCUUCCACUACCACAUUAUGCAUAUACACACGAGGGCACGGAUGACUUGACAAACUUCCUCAUCCAUCGCGCGCAUCGCAUUCACUCAGAAACCGGCCUCUUCGACCUCGUCCCGAAGCUCGUUGCGCCCUUCCUCGAGUACUCACAGUACCUGAAAACAUGGUUCAUAUCCGCCUGCCUCCCUCUCCUUCGCCAGGAGUACGAAUACUACCCAGAUCACGCGGUCGAAUCCUCCCUCGACUCGUUUGUGACCCUUGGAGGCACCAAAGCUAUCAACCUCUUGCUUUCGCGCGCUCUCAAGCCUAAGCCUGGGCCCACCCGUGCCGAAGCUCCGAACAACAUCGCAAGAGAUAUCCGUGGCCUCGUCGGUCCAUGGGUGUAUGGAUCAUCGGACCGUAAACGGCGGAAGAUUACCAACGACCAGCAUCGUCAUGCCAUUUCUGCAGGCAGAGACGACGGCGAUUCGUCCAGUCUUGACACCGCGCAAGCUCAAGAUUGGGACUACGCAUUCAAGUGGCUGGUCGAGCAGGCUGCAGCGAACUUCACUGUCGUCAUAGCGGGCAUAGAAGAGUGGGACGGCCCGGGAGACGUGGACCUAGGGGGCUACGAGCAGUCCCCGCAUUACUUGACCGAAGACUCACAGAGACAACUGGAACAGCGGUAUGCGCAGGCUGCCUUUGCAACCGCGUAUGCUGUCGAAGCCGACACUGCCGACACCAUCUCUGGCGCACAUUCACUGCUCGUGCGACUGGCAAGUCUGAUGGACUUUGAGCCCCCGCCUGAUCUUGCCACAAGUGUUGAAAUGCUGCCCAAAAUCGAAGACGCCACCUCUAUCAUGCACAACACGUCACCAAAGGCGCUUUCGCCUGAUUCCUUGUUGGAUAAGGAGCACCCGCUCACUUCUCCCAAUAUCAAGACCUUUGCGCUCCUGCAGAUUUUCAUCUACUCGGCAUACACCCUGGCCAAUCUCGGCUAUAGUAUGUCCAUCAAGAAUGUCGCCCAUAUGCGUUUCCACAGUGAAGAAGAUGAGCAAACUCAAAUGCUGCAGAAGAUCCUGCACGGCGCGGGCGAGAUUGUGGGCAAAGAGAGCCACAAGUGGAGUCACAAGUGGGAAGUCCUGAGGAAACAGCUGAUCUGGCUCUGGAACUGGGGUCUGGUCGGUCAGAAGGAUGCAAUACAAGAAGGAUUCGGCAUCUUUGGGAAGAUCAAACGGGAGAAUUUCGAACGGGAGAUCCUGAGGGCCUUUCUGAAUGGAGGACAAUAUGAGCUUGUGCUUACGACAUAUGUCAAACAACCCCGAGAACAGACACUUUCGUUGGGCGACGUUGAAAAUGUCAUCUUAGAAGUCGCUCUGCAGUACUACGACACCGCCAGCAAUGGAAAUCGCACGAGAGGCAACAUGAAGAAAGUCUCUACAAUAAUCGCUACCUUCCAGCCCCACUUCCCAAGAUCAGAUGCCUUCAAACGGACAGAAGCUCUCCUCUCUGCGACACACUCCCUGUCCUUUUACUCCUUGACCCAACAGCGAGGCGUUCCUUUCCAGCCAGUUAGCAUACGCAUUCGAAGUGACCCCCUGUCCCUCAUCAACGACCUCCUCGAGCAGAAUCCCUCAUCGUACACCAAGCUAGACGACCUUAUGGAGAUCGGCUGCAACCUCAUCGCCGCUGGUGUUGGUGCAGCCCCUGAUUCUCUCUCUCCAUCUCAAUCCUCCUCAAUAUCCGCACAAAAAGAAGCCACCGAGCAGCGGGUUCUCGGCAUGACAAUCGAGGCAUCCCUUCGCGAAGACGACUUCGAAACCGCCUACUCCUAUGUCGUCAACCGCAUGCCCGGCGUCUCCACCCCCGACCCCACAAACGCAGACACAAACACCGGAUCCACCAAAGACACAUCCUCCUGGCGCGCCGCCUUCAUAGCCGGCCGCCACUCCACCCCAUCCUCCUCAGCCACCCUCACAUCCUCAGCCCACCUCCGCCGCCUUGAACAACGCAUGGACCUCCUCUCGCAAUCCCUCCUAGCCGCACCACCCUCCGCCCUAGCCGAAAUCCUAUCCGUCUACAUGGAAGUCGAAGCCGAAAUGAACGAAUGCCUCGCCCGCGAGCAGGCCGAGGAAGAGAGCUGGGACGACCACGCUGACCACCGGCUCCCCGGCGCCUUUGCCGAGAGCGUGCACAUCCAGCCGCGCAGAGAGGUGGGCAGAGGCGCCGUCGAAGAGGCGCCAAUGGGCCUCUUUGAUGUGGCCAGGGGUGCCGCGGCCGCGUUUUCGCGCACGGCGGGCAUGGGCGCGAAGCGGGCGGCUGGACAGCAGCAGCAGCAACAGCAGCAGCAACAGGCACAUGAGAGAGAUAUGUCGACGGACAGUGUGGAUAUGGAGGGCAGCGAGGAGAUGAGGGUGAGGAAGCGGGAUAUGCUUGCGAGUACGGUGACGGGCGGGUCGCGCGCGCUGGCGAGUGGGUUGGGGUGGGUGCUUGGUGCGACGCCCGUUCAUGACGAGCAGCCCAGAUGA
Messenger RNA from Pseudovirgaria hyperparasitica, 2814 nucleotides. RefSeq names its product secretory pathway Sec39. NCBI's taxonomy places the organism in Eukaryota, Fungi, Ascomycota, Dothideomycetes, Acrospermales, Acrospermaceae. Gene Ontology annotation, biological process: retrograde vesicle-mediated transport, Golgi to endoplasmic reticulum. The record is from RefSeq and is a predicted model, not a curated record. The coding region runs from base 1 to 2814 and encodes 937 amino acids. The transcript is spliced from 3 exons.